Molecule: messenger RNA, 753 nt
Organism: Botrytis fragariae
Lineage: Eukaryota; Fungi; Ascomycota; Leotiomycetes; Helotiales; Sclerotiniaceae
Exons: 2
Coding region: 1-753 (250 amino acids)
Cellular component (GO): extracellular region
Source: RefSeq, a predicted model, not a curated record
AUGCGUCUUUCAUACAUUUCCGCUCUGCUGUUGGCACCUCUUGCACUUGCGGGUCCUACCCCAAGCUCGAAUGCCAUCUCAAUCAACCAGCGUGAUGUCUCUCCCCAGCUUGAAUCUAGAGCUCAAUAUGUCAGUCAAAAGAUCGAAAAUGUUGUUCACGAGGGUCACAAAGUCACAGAAAUGUGCCAAAAGUACGAGGGCGGAGUCUUUGAAUCCAUCAAACUCUAUAGACAAUUCAAGACUUGCUACAGUUCUGUUCAGUCGGCCGAAAAAGCUGCGAGUCAAUCGGGACCUAUGAGUGAGAGUGAGAGUGCAAAUGUUGAAGCUGCUUUGAAACACCUCACUCCCGAAUUCGUAGAAAUUUCAAAAGCUCUCAAAGAACGUAAAAGUAUGAUUCAAAAUACCCGAUAUGCAACUUACUUUGCGUCAGAACUUAGGAAACUGCAAAAGAAUGUAGACGAUUUAUACAAUACUUGCCAGAAAAAGGUUGCAACCCCCCACCAACCGAAGAUCAAGGCGCUCGGGAGCGAAGUUGAUGCGCAGUUCGAGAUUGUUAAGGGGGAACUUGCCAGCAAAUCCAAGGCCCGAAGACCUCUUGAAUCCGGAUUCGAUAAUGAGGAUCUUGUCAAGCGUGUCGAUUUGCCGGAUUUCUCAGAGUUCUCAGAUCUCUCAGAAGAUUUCUCGGAAGGUCUCCCAGGCCUUUCAGGUCUUGAAGGUCUCACAGAAGAUCUCCCAAUUGGUGGAAAGGAUUAA